Messenger RNA from Ipomoea triloba (trilobed morning glory), 1212 nucleotides. Its product is annotated as protein FAR1-RELATED SEQUENCE 5-like. The coding region runs from base 1 to 1212 and encodes 403 amino acids. Lineage: Eukaryota; Viridiplantae; Streptophyta; Magnoliopsida; Solanales; Convolvulaceae. The transcript has 4 exons. Gene Ontology annotation, biological process: regulation of DNA-templated transcription. The record is from RefSeq and is a predicted model, not a curated record.
AUGGGACCCAAUGAUCACACCGUGGAAAUGCAAACAUGUGAUAUGGAGGAAUCUGCAGACGUUCCCAAUUACUGGAUGACAACAUGUGACCCCUCUCUUAAGCCAGUUGUAGGACAGAGAUUUGAAAGUUUAGAAAGUGGAAUUAAAUUUUAUAUAAAGUAUGCUUCAGCAGCUGGUUUUGAUGUGCGCCGCAGUAUAGAAAUAAAGAACAAAUAUGGUGUUUCCAUGAAAAUGUAUUUGGUUUGUUCCUGGGAAGGAUAUAAGGAGGCUAAAGAUACAGAUCUAAUGGAAAGUGGAGCACCAACACACCCCAAACGUCGACUUACUUCUAAUAGAGUGGGAUGCAUUGUUAAGAUAAUUUUCAGACUAAAUGGGGAGGUGUACGAAGUGGUGUCAUUCGAAGAAAGGCACACACACGAUUUAUGCGGGGACAGUUACAAACCGUUCAUGAAAGUGAAUCGGAAACUAGACAUUGGGCAUCAGCACUUCAUAGCAAACUGUGCUAAAGCUAACAUUUGGCCAAGUAAGACUUUCAACUUGUAUGCAGAAAUGUGGGAGGAACCAACAAAGUGGGUGCUACGCAACAAGAUUUCAAAAACUACAAGAGAGAAAGAUCAGUUCAGUCGUGUGUUUUGGGCUGAUGGUGUUGCAAGAAAACAUUUUAGCGUAUUCGGAGAAGCCAUGGCGUUUGACGCAACAUACCAAAUGAACAAGUACAAGCUAGUGUUUGUUCCAUUUACCGGCGUAGACCACCAUAAGAGAUGUGUUACAUUUGCGGCGGGUUUGAUUGCUAGGGAAGAUGAGGACUCUUACCGUUGGCUUUUAGUCAACUUAAAAAAAGUAAUGGGCAAAACACCACCAAUAACAAUCACCGAUCAAGACCCAGCCAUAAAAGUUGCCAUUGCUAUGGAGUUACUCGAGACCCGUCAUCGUUUCUGCAUGUGGCAUAUAAUGACUAAAGUUGGGGACAAAGUAGAAGCCGAAAUGGCAAAGAAUACUGAGUUUCGUCGCGCGCUAAACAGUGUUGUGUGGAAUGAAAAUUGUAUGCCUGAAGAGUUUGAGAAUGGUUGGAAUGGUGUUGUGCAUAAAUAUGGGCUACAGGAGAAUGGAUGGUUGAUCAUGGAUACCUGCAUAUUUCCAAGAUAUGUUUAUGGGAGGGUUGUUGCGAACAACUUCUCGUUCAGAAUCCGAGAACAGUAUUUUCCGAAGUAA